UGCCAAACAAACACACGUGAAUGAGAGUCGGCCGAUCACACUGAUUCCCCCACUGACCCUGAACGCACCGCCAGCCUCGAACAGGUUUAUCUUAUUUGGCUAAUGAUCGGACAAGUUUGGUCUUUUGUUUGUUGGCGUCACGUGGAGGCCACGCUCGUCUGAGUGUUCUGCAGAAUCCGAGUGGGACUUCUUCUCGUGGUGUUUGAGGGAAAGAUGGAAGAUGGAAACAAAGCGUCGCAAGCUUUCGGAGGGCAGCAGAGGAACCAACACCCGCGACCCUUCUUCUACGUGCAGCCGCCGUCGCAGCCGUAUUACCUGUACCAGCCGUGGCAGCUCAACAGCCCGUACAGCCACUACGGUUUACCCGCAGGGUUCAACUACGCCCGGCCCUGCAUGCCUCCGUACCAGCCCUACAUGCAGUACCCCGGCUUGGUCUUCCCACAAGGCCCCAUGUACCCCAUGGACUACAGGCGCAUGUUUGAACCUCGGUUCCAGAACUGGAGCGAAGCACCUCGCCAGCAGAACCAUCCACGGAGGGAGACGGCCAGCUCUGAGGCUCAGACCGACCCCAACGAAGCCAUCACCAAGCUCAUCGAGUGCCUGGACAAGAUGCAGAGCGACGGGGUGCAGGCGCCUCAGAGGGAGAGGGAGCUGGACUCGGGUGUGGCGUCUCAGUCCUCCGCCAUCUUCUCGCCAGAGGACGAGAGGAAGAGCAAAGAGCAGAGUGCAGCGCUCAGCGAGAGUGGUCUGGAGUCGCCGGCUGUGGUCUUCAGCAUCUCCACCACGGCCGUGUAUGACGGCGAGUCUAGUCACAGGAGCCUGGACGUGUUGAGCCCUCAGGGCUGCUGGUCUGGAGGCCUGGAGGAGGAGCUGCCCCUGGACAGCUCCUCGGUUCACGAAGACGAGCCGUCACGGGCCGCAGCGGAGGAGCACUUCCGUGCGGCGGAGGUGGCUGCAGAUGUCCAGACAGAGGUUUGCGCCACCGAGCAGAAGCUGCCGCUGGGCGACCCCGAGGUGGAGUCCUGCCUGCCCGCUGCCGUCCAGAUGACUUCCAGGGACUCGGGCAGAUGCUCCCACAGGACACGCACCGCUGCAGACCCCAACUUCCAGAUCCUCAAACUCCCGUUUGAGGGCGUGUUGGCGUCUGGCGCUGCCGCCGCCGCCGGCCGCAUCUCCUCACCAACGUCGCCGUAUUACUACAACUACCUCUCCUUGCAGACGACUCAUGAGCGCAUGAGUGUCCUCAGCCCGUCCCUGGAUGAGCUGUCUUCACGAGAUGAGAUGUUCUCCACCGAUCUGGACGAGGUGGACCUCUUCCCAAAACACGUGUACGCCGGUCGCAGGUUCACGGAGACAGUUGGCGAGACACCGGCUGACACGGAUGAGGUGUGGCUGCCAGGCUCCACGCGAUUCAUGUGUGCCUGCUGUGGGAAAAACCUCGCCAAGGGUUCCAGCAGGAGUAAAGGCCUGCAGAGCAAGAAGUACCGGGACGAGGCUGCGGAUUCUGAGGACGAACGGUGCGAGCCACAAGUCCGGGUGGUGGUGAGGAAGCACUCGGCUCCCAGGAAGAAUUACGCGGCGCUGCCAAGACACAGCAGCAAGCCCUGGUAUAAGAGAGCUCCGUACCAGGACCCCCCGGAGCCGGUGGCCCAGGAAGGCGCUCGCCAGGCCGGCAAGCAGGAGGCCGACGGAGAGGGGGCGGCGCCGCCGGCUGGGGAAGAGAUGCAGUGCGGGUCGUGUCAGGACGAGAGCCGCCGGGAGGACGUGAUGGCGCCGGAGCAGAGGAGGUGGGGAGACGGCGAGGUGCUUCCUCGAAGGAGACACGCGGCUCCUCUGCCACGCGCAGAUGCCAGCGCUCAGAGGGUGUACAACAGGAGCAGAGAAGAGGACGACGCCACGGACCUGGCUCCCUGGGACAGAGCCUCCAAACCCAGAGAGCCCAGAUGUUGACGAGCGUUGUGGACCCAGGCGAGAAGCCUGCGUUGCGGCGCCCUCACCUGUCCGUCUGCUCUGCAGGUCCCCGUAGGUGGAACAGGAAGUUGAAGAUGUUUGGAGCACAGGGUGAAUGUCACAGCACGAGUGUUUUGGUUCAUAAAGAUGUUUUCAGCUGAGAAGCUGCCUCGCACCGAUGAGCUCACUGACUGGGGGGCGGGGUCACGCGGGGUCACUGUUGGUCAGUCCAAUAAAAUACUGAACCGAU
Molecule: messenger RNA, 2200 nt
Organism: Synchiropus splendidus (mandarinfish)
Lineage: Eukaryota; Metazoa; Chordata; Actinopteri; Syngnathiformes; Callionymidae
Gene: buc
Product: bucky ball
Exons: 6
Coding region: 214-1950 (578 amino acids)
Source: RefSeq, a predicted model, not a curated record